CUUCUUCAUCUUGUUUAAAAAAAAAAAAAAAUUCCCACGUACUCUCCUGUAAACAGUAAAACAUAACUUCAUUCCGCUACAGCCAGAGUGGGAGACCAAUUCAGCAUUGAACAGCAUGGAGGAGAUUCGACCUCAACUCGUCAACUGUGACCAGACAACUUAAAGUAACCGAGCCGGGCUACAGGAGCCUCGGAUAACACGUGUAGAUUGCUUUAGUUGUUUUAAAGAGAUACAUAUCGAUAUCAGAAACAACAACAACAGCAACACAGGCACACACCGAGCUGCCGGCUACAGCUUCUACUUUUGGAAAGUGGAGAUGCGUUGCUACGCUGCCUUCAGCUGCCUGCUUGUGAGUGUGAUUCUACAAAACGUUACACCAAAGAGCCACAGCCAGCCCUGGCAAUGCGAGCGCCCGAAGUCGCCAAGUCAAAUGAACUCGUUUCUGUGGACGAUCAAGAGAGACCCCCCGUCCUACCUGUUCGGGACGAUCCACGUCCCCUACACCCGCGUCUGGGACUUCAUCCCUGAGAACUCCAAGAAGGCCUUCCAGCUGAGCAGCAACGUGUUCUUCGAGCUGGAUCUCACUGACCCCUACACCAUCACGGCUCUCACCAGCUGCCAGCUGCUGCCACGGGGAGAGAGUCUGCAGAAGCUGCUGCCCCGGGAGCUGUAUCGCCGGCUCAAGAGCCAUCUGGACUAUGUCAAGCACAUGAUGCCUCACUGGAUGACCCCCGACCAGCGGGGCAAGGGGCUGUACGCCGACUACCUCUUCAAUGCCAUUGCUGGCAACUGGGAGCGCAAGCGGCCUGUCUGGGUCAUGCUGAUGGUCAACUCCUUGACCGAGGCAGACAUCCGCUCCAGGGGGGUCCCCGUGCUGGACCUGUACCUGGCUCAGGAGGCAGAGAGGCUGAGGAAGAGGACAGGGGCCGUGGAGAGGGUGGAGGAGCAGUGCCACCCACUCAAUGGGCUCAACUUCUCACAGGUGCUGUUUGCUCUGAACCAGACACUGCUGCAGCACGAGAGCCUCCGGGCAGGCAGUGUGCAGGUCCCCUACACCACAGAGGACCUCAUCAAACACUACAACUGCGGGGACCUGAGUGCCAUCAUCUUCAACCACGACACCUCGCAGCUCCCUCACUUCAUCAACAGCUCCCUCCCCGACCAUGAGCGCAUCACAGCCCAGCAGAUCGACAGCUACUUCCGGCAGGAGCUUAUCUACAAGAGGAAUGAGCGCAUGGGCCGUCGCAUCACUGAGCUGCUCGAGGGCAACCCCGGGCAGGCCUUCUUCUUCGCCUUCGGGGCAGGUCACUUCCUGGGAAACUACACCGUGCUGGACAUCCUGAGGCAGGAGGGCUAUGAGGUGGAGCACACGCCCUCUGGACAGCCAAUCACAGAGAAGCCCUACCCAUCUGCAGGCAGCCCCUCAGAGACAGAGCUGCCCCCCCUGAGGCACCCCUUGGGGACGGGCUUCCCUGAUGCAACACACCCUGAAGAGGAGCUCCUGACACCCCACCUGCUGCUCCCAGACAGCCUGAGCCAGCUGGAGGAGUUCGGGAGGCAGAAGAAGCGCCCCAAAAAACAGCAGCGGCAGCAGGGCAGGCAGCGGCAGUUCAACGACCUGUGGGUGCGCAUGGAGGACAGCACAAUACAGCUACCAAACAUCCGAACCACCAAGGGCUACAUCACAGUGGAGCCUCCUUUAACAUCGCAGGAGCAGCAAAGACGAACGGAAGCCCACAAUCUGCACCCCCCAGGAUGGGACGCCACCUCACCCUCGUCCCCCGCCCCCCCUGUCAUCCCCCCCCAGGUUGCUGUGGUCUGCCUGCUCGCUGUGCUCCUGCCCCGGCUGCUGCAGCCCUCCUGACCAGCAGAGAGAACCUCAACCUCGCAACGGAGAGCAACUCAAAAAGACUGAGAAACUCACUGUACUUGGCUACUCUGUCAAGCAGGGACUUUUUUGUAAAAAUGUAUUUGUUCAUACAAGAUAAUGUAUAUUUAUUCACCCUUAAAAAGAAAGUUUAUUUUGUUGUGUUUGUGUUUUGAUCCAAAAAAAAAAAAUAAAGCAGACCUUGUACCGGCACUAAAGUUAGUAAUUUCUAAUGAAGCAGCAGAGUGUUCUACAAGCUGGAGGUUCUGCUUAGCUUCAUAGCCUGACUCAAAAGAUACAUUAUUAGCAAUUAGUGUUUCGAUCAGUGGUUCUGUGCAAAUCAUUAAAAAGA
Messenger RNA from Acipenser ruthenus (sterlet), 2219 nucleotides. RefSeq names its product metalloprotease TIKI2-like. NCBI's taxonomy places the organism in Eukaryota, Metazoa, Chordata, Actinopteri, Acipenseriformes, Acipenseridae. The record is from RefSeq and is a predicted model, not a curated record. Gene Ontology annotation, biological process: negative regulation of Wnt signaling pathway. Gene Ontology annotation, molecular function: Wnt-protein binding; metalloendopeptidase activity. The transcript is spliced from 7 exons. Bases 317 to 1864 code for a protein of 515 amino acids. Gene Ontology annotation, cellular component: organelle membrane.